AUGCUCAUCACUGGGAAAAACCUCCCAAUUCAUUUCGAGAACCUAGGCAGGGUCCUGCAUAGACUGGAAAAACACGGCAUCUGCUGUAAGAAAUCCAAAUGCUCAUUUCUGAAGUCCGCAGUGAAGUGCCUGGGACGUAUGAUCGAUGAAACUGGCCCCUCAACCUCACCCAGAAAGAUGGAGGCAGUGGUGAAAGCACCACAGUCCAAAAACGUUAAAGAGCUUUUUUUGUUUUUGGAACUUGUGAAUUACUACAGCAAGUUCAUUUCCACUUUGGCUACCAAGGCAGCACCACUGAAUAAUCUGAAGGAGAAUGCAAAAUGGGAUUGGUCACAAGUCUGUCAGGAAAAUUUCAAGGACCUCAAGCAAGAGUUCACUUCUGCUAUAAGUCCUGGCACAUUUCAAUGA
Messenger RNA from Carcharodon carcharias (great white shark), 408 nucleotides. RefSeq lists its product as uncharacterized. The coding region runs from base 1 to 408 and encodes 135 amino acids. NCBI's taxonomy places the organism in Eukaryota, Metazoa, Chordata, Chondrichthyes, Lamniformes, Lamnidae. The record is from RefSeq and is a predicted model, not a curated record. The transcript has a single exon.